AUGGCGAUCCUCUCGGCGCUCGCCACCGAGGUGUUCAUCCCCGUCGCCGCCGUCAUCGGCAUCGCCUUCGCCGUCGUGCAGUGGGUGAUCGUGUCGCGGGUGAAGCUCUCCCCGGCCGCGGCCGCCGCGUCCGGCGGCGGCGGCAAGAACGGCUACGGCGACUACCUCAUCGAGGAGGAGGAGGGGCUCAACGACCACAACGUCGUCGUCAAGUGCGCCGAGAUCCAGAACGCUAUCUCCGAAGGAGCAACAUCGUUUCUUUUCACUGAGUACCAAUAUGUUGGUAUCUUCAUGUCUAUCUUUGCUGUUGUGAUCUUCCUCUUCCUUGGUUCGGUUGAGGGAUUCAGCACGAAGAGCCAGCCCUGCACCUAUAGCAAGGACAAGUACUGCAAGCCUGCACUGUUCACUGCACUCUUUAGCACUGUGUCGUUCUUGCUUGGAGCCAUCACGUCUUUGGUAUCUGGUUUCCUUGGCAUGAAGAUUGCCACAUAUGCGAAUGCCAGAACUACCCUGGAAGCUAGGAAGGGUGUUGGCAAGGCUUUUAUCACUGCCUUCCGCUCUGGCGCUGUUAUGGGUUUCCUGCUUGCAUCAAGUGGGCUUGUGGUUCUGUACAUCACCAUUAAUGUAUUUAAGUUGUAUUACGGUGAUGACUGGGAGGGUCUUUUUGAGUCCAUCACUGGUUAUGGCCUUGGUGGGUCAUCCAUGGCUCUCUUCGGAAGAGUUGGUGGAGGCAUCUACACAAAGGCUGCUGAUGUUGGUGCCGAUCUUGUUGGAAAGGUCGAGAGGAACAUUCCUGAGGAUGAUCCUAGGAACCCAGCUGUGAUUGCUGAUAAUGUCGGUGACAAUGUUGGUGACAUUGCUGGAAUGGGAUCUGAUCUCUUUGGGUCAUAUGCUGAGUCUUCCUGUGCUGCCCUUGUUGUUGCGUCUAUUUCAUCUUUCGGAAUCGACCAUGAUUUCACUGGGAUGUGCUACCCACUCCUUGUUAGCUCUGUUGGUAUCAUCGUCUGCUUGAUCACCACCCUUUUUGCUACUGAUUUCUUUGAAGUCAAGUCUGUGAAGGAAAUUGAGCCUGCACUUAAGAAGCAGCUCAUCAUCUCCACCGUCCUGAUGACUGUUGGUAUUGCUGUAAUCAGCUGGUUGGCCCUUCCAGCUAAGUUCACCAUCUACAACUUCGGUACUCAGAAGGAGGUCUCCAACUGGGGCUUGUUCUUCUGUGUUGCAAUUGGUCUGUGGGCUGGUCUGAUUAUUGGUUUUGUCACAGAAUACUACACUAGCAAUGCGUACAGUCCUGUGCAAGAUGUCGCCGAUUCGUGCAGAACUGGUGCUGCCACUAAUGUCAUUUUUGGUCUCGCUCUUGGAUACAAGUCGGUUAUCAUCCCGAUUUUCGCUAUCGCUAUUAGCAUCUAUGUCAGUUUCUCCAUUGCUGCAAUUGACAAUGCUGGUGGUAUUGCUGAGAUGGCUGGAAUGAGCCACAGAAUCCGUGAGAGAACUGAUGCUCUUGAUGCUGCUGGCAACACAACUGCUGCUAUUGGAAAGGGAUUUGCCAUUGGUUCAGCUGCUCUUGUGUCCCUGGCGCUUUUUGGCGCCUUCGUCAGCAGAGCUGGAGUGACGGUUGUCGAUGUCCUCUCCCCGAAGGUUUUCAUUGGUUUGAUUGUUGGAGCCAUGCUUCCCUACUGGUUCUCUGCCAUGACCAUGAAGAGUGUUGGAAGUGCCGCCCUGAAGAUGGUGGAGGAGGUCCGCAGGCAGUUCAACACCAUUCCUGGGAUAAUGGAGGGAACUGCCAAGCCCGACUAUGCAACCUGUGUGAAGAUCUCCACUGAUGCUUCCAUCAAGGAGAUGAUUCCUCCGGGUGCUCUGGUCAUGCUCACUCCCCUCAUUGUUGGAACCCUCUUCGGUGUUGAGACUCUUUCUGGCGUUCUUGCUGGUGCCCUGGUUUCUGGAGUGCAGAUUGCCAUCUCUGCUUCCAACACCGGUGGUGCAUGGGACAAUGCCAAGAAGUACAUUGAGGCUGGUGCCAGCGAGCACGCGAGGACCCUUGGCCCCAAGGGAUCUGACUGCCACAAGGCUGCUGUGAUCGGUGACACCAUUGGUGACCCCUGA
Messenger RNA from Miscanthus lutarioriparius, 2100 nucleotides. NCBI's taxonomy places the organism in Eukaryota, Viridiplantae, Streptophyta, Magnoliopsida, Poales, Poaceae. The record is from the annotation of a GenBank genome assembly.